Molecule: messenger RNA, 1302 nt
Organism: Cavenderia fasciculata
Lineage: Eukaryota; Evosea; Eumycetozoa; Acytosteliales; Cavenderiaceae
Exons: 4
Coding region: 1-1302 (433 amino acids)
Molecular function (GO): transmembrane transporter activity
Source: RefSeq, a predicted model, not a curated record
AUGGAUUCAUAUGAUACAGAAUCAAAUAAAAGUAUAAAUAGAUCACACCACGAUGAAGAAAGAACAUCUCUGAUCAAUGGUGGUGUCGACCCAGAGAAGAACAAACCAUUUAGAGAUAGAAAUUUAUACAAUAUCAUUAUACUCGGCUUAUCUUUUUGUGUAGUAUUCACAGCCUUUUCACCGACACAAAACUUGGAAACCACAUUAAACGCAGAUGUUGGUUUUAUUUCCUUGGCAUUACUUUAUGCUAGUCUUUCGUUAUCCAACUUUGUAUCACCAAUCAUUGUAACCAAACUAGGUGAGAAAUGGGCAUUGAUUGCUGGCAUGCUCACCUAUGCCACUUAUAUCGCUGCCAAUAUUGCUGUCACUCCAUUAACACUCUAUCUUGCUUCGGCAUUCCUUGGGUUUGGUGGUGCUAUUCUUUGGACUGCUGAAAGUGCAUUCGUCAUUAGAUGUUCAACUGAAGCUACUUUUGGUUUACAUACUGGUCUUUUCUUUGCAUUAUUCCAAUCUAAUCAAAUUAUUGGUAACUUGGGUAUGAGUGGACUUUUAAAUUCUGGUGCAUCCGAUAGAACCUUAUUUAUUAUUCUCACAAUUGUUUGUGGUUCAUCUAUAUUAUUUUUCCUUGCUAUUGGAAACCCAUCAAAUGAAAGUGAAAAAGAAAAAGAAGAAAAGAAGGAACCAGUACCAUUUAUGCAAAAUCUAUUGGCAACAGUUUCAAUCUUGAAAGAGUUGCCUAUUCAAUUGUUGAUUAUUGCCUUGUUGUACAGUGGUAUCAGUCAAUCCUAUUUCUUUGGUGUCUUCCCACAACUGUUGGGCAAAGAAUGGUUAGGUUACAUUAUGGCAGUGUUUGGAGUGUUUGAUGCUGGAGGUUCGGUCGUUUUCGGUCGUUUGUCUGACAAGGUCGGUAGAAAGCCAAUCAUUAUAUUUGCUAGUAUUUGUACUAUUGGUGGCUCCAUCUUUGCCUAUUUAAUCGAACAUAAUAUCAGUGGUAACAAGGUACCAUACUAUUUUAUCUGUGCUGGUUUACUCGGCCUGUCCGAUGCAGGUUACAACACCCAACUCUACGCUCUUCUCGGUGAGAUCUAUCCUUCAGGUAGCAAGACCACCGCUGCAGCUGCCGCCUUCAAGUUUGUCCAAUCUAUCGCGUCGGCAGUUGCCUUUUUCUAUGGCAAGUAUGCCGUCCUCUACGAACACACCCUUAUCAUCAAUUCACUCGUCAUUCCAUCCUGUAUUCUUUUCAUCAUCGUCGAAUACAAGUUUGGUAAUAAGAACAAAUCUAAAAUUGAUCAAAUUGAAUAA